This is a messenger RNA of Colletotrichum truncatum, 528 nucleotides long. Its product is annotated as putative ricin b lectin. Lineage: Eukaryota; Fungi; Ascomycota; Sordariomycetes; Glomerellales; Glomerellaceae. The record is from RefSeq and is a predicted model, not a curated record.
AUGAAGCUGUCCAUCAUUACCGUUGUCGCGGCCUACGCUGCCGCCACCCAGGGCGCCAUCACCUGGACUCUCCAAAAGGCUACGAACCCUACUGCCGACCAAAGGGAUGCCUACACCAAGAUCGAAGCCGCCAUGCGCCUGGCCGUUGCCCGCCACUCCCGCCUCGGCUCGGCGACGAAGAACCUCCGCGUCUACUACGCUCCCGGCGUUCCUACCGCAGAGGCCAGCUACAACGGCGACGUCCGCUUCGGUUCCAACCGGUCGUACAUGAACGAGCGCACUGCCCUGCACGAGAUCUCUCACACCCUCGGCGUCGGCCAGACCGCUGCCUUUGACCGCAAGUGUGCUGCCGGAGACUGGGCUACGGCCUUGCCUCUCCUGCGAUCUUGGGACGGUAGCAGUGCCAAGAUCAACUGCGGCGGCUCCCACUUUUGGCCGUACGGCUUGAACUACGACAACGAGUGGAGCGAGACGAAUGCCAACAGACAUGUGCAGAUUGUGAAUGCAAUGAUCAAGGAUGGCAUGUAG